This is a messenger RNA of Elephantulus edwardii (Cape elephant shrew), 2820 nucleotides long. It is a transcript of the gene AP2A2, whose product is annotated as adaptor-related protein complex 2, alpha 2 subunit. The record is from RefSeq and is a predicted model, not a curated record. Gene Ontology annotation, biological process: clathrin-dependent endocytosis; intracellular protein transport. NCBI's taxonomy places the organism in Eukaryota, Metazoa, Chordata, Mammalia, Macroscelidea, Macroscelididae. Gene Ontology annotation, cellular component: AP-2 adaptor complex; membrane coat. Bases 1 to 2820 code for a protein of 939 amino acids. The transcript is spliced from 22 exons. Gene Ontology annotation, molecular function: clathrin-cargo adaptor activity.
AUGCCGGCCGUGUCGAAGGGGGACGGGAUGCGGGGCCUGGCGGUGUUCAUCUCGGACAUCCGCAACUGCAAAAGUAAAGAAGCAGAAAUAAAGAGAAUAAAUAAAGAACUGGCAAAUAUUAGAUCAAAAUUUAAAGGGGACAAGGCUCUGGAUGGCUACAGCAAAAAGAAGUAUGUCUGCAAGCUGCUCUUUAUCUUCCUCCUGGGCCAUGACAUCGACUUUGGGCACAUGGAGGCUGUCAACCUGCUGAGCUCCAACAGAUACACCGAGAAGCAGAUUGGCUAUCUCUUCAUCUCUGUGCUGGUCAACUCCAACAGUGAGCUGAUCCGUUUGAUCAACAAUGCCAUCAAGAACGACCUGGCUAGCCGCAACCCCACCUUCAUGGGCCUGGCACUGCACUGCAUCGCCAAUGUGGGCAGCCGUGAAAUGGCUGAGGCGUUUGCUGGGGAGAUCCCCAAGAUCCUUGUGGCUGGGGACACAAUGGACAGCGUGAAGCAGAGUGCCGCCCUGUGUCUGCUGCGUUUGUACAGAACGUCCCCUGACCUUGUGCCCAUGGGUGACUGGACGUCCCGUGUGGUGCACCUCCUCAACGACCAGCACUUGGGCGUGGUGACCGCAGCCACGAGUCUCAUCACCACACUAGCGCAGAAGAACCCGGAAGAGUUCAAGACGUCUGUCUCCUUGGCGGUCUCCAGACUCAGCAGAAUUGUGACGUCCGCGUCCACGGACCUUCAGGACUAUACCUACUACUUCGUGCCAGCUCCGUGGCUGUCAGUGAAGCUCCUGCGGCUGCUGCAGUGCUACCCGCCCCCAGAGCCCUCAGUGAGGGGACGCCUGACUGAGUGCCUGGAGACCAUCCUCAACAAGGCCCAGGAGCCGCCCAAGUCAAAGAAGGUCCAGCACUCCAAUGCCAAGAACGCUGUACUCUUCGAGGCCAUCAGCCUCAUUAUUCACCAUGACAGUGAGCCCAACCUGCUUGUCCGCGCCUGCAACCAGCUGGGCCAGUUCUUGCAACACCGGGAGACCAACCUCCGGUACCUGGCGCUGGAGAGUAUGUGCACGCUGGCCAGCUCUGAGUUCUCCCAUGAGGCUGUCAAGACGCACAUCGACACCGUCAUCAACGCCCUCAAGACCGAGCGGGAUGUGAGUGUGCGCCAGCGGGCUGUGGACCUGCUCUACGCCAUGUGUGACCGCAGCAACGCCCCGCAGAUCGUGGCGGAGAUGCUAGGCUACUUGGAGACUGCUGACUACUCCAUCCGAGAGGAGAUUGUGCUCAAGGUGGCCAUCCUGGCGGAGAAGUAUGCCGUGGACUACACAUGGUAUGUGGACACAAUCCUGAACCUGAUCCGCAUCGCGGGUGACUACGUCAGUGAGGAGGUGUGGUACCGUGUCAUCCAGAUCGUCAUUAACAGGGACGACGUGCAGGGCUACGCCGCCAAGACCGUGUUUGAGGCUCUCCAGGCACCAGCUUGUCAUGAGAACCUGGUCAAAGUGGGCGGUUACAUCCUGGGGGAGUUUGGAAACUUGAUAGCUGGGGACCCAAGGUCCAGCCCUCUGAUCCAGUUCGGACUGCUCCAUUCCAAGUUCCAUCUGUGCAGUGUUCCCACCAGGGCGCUCCUCUUGUCGACCUACAUCAAGUUUGUGAACCUUUUCCCUGAGGUGAAGGUCACCAUCCAGGACGUGCUGCGCAGUGACAGCCAGCUCAAGAAUGCAGACGUCGAACUGCAGCAGCGGGCCGUGGAGUACCUGAGACUCAGCACUAUUGCCAGCACUGACAUCCUGGCCACUGUCCUGGAAGAGAUGCCUCCGUUCCCAGAGCGAGAGUCCUCCAUCUUGGCAAAGCUCAAGAAGAAGAAGGGCCCAAACACAGUGACGGACCUGGAGGAGACAAAGCGGGAACGCAGUGCCGACAUCAACGGGGGAGCCGAGCCCGUCCCUGCCAGCACCAGCGCUGCAUCUACACCUUCGCCAUCAGCUGACCUCCUGGGCCUUGGGGCCGCACCCCCCACUCCAGCAGGCCCCCCACCCCCCUCUGGUGGAGGCGGGCUCCUGGUGGACGUGUUCUCAGACUCGGCCUCUGCUGUUGCACCUCUUGCUCCCGGCUCUGAAGAUAACUUUGCCAGGUUCGUCUGUAAAAAUAAUGGAGUGCUCUUUGAGAACCAGCUGCUUCAAAUUGGGCUAAAAUCAGAAUUCCGGCAAAACCUGGGUCGGAUGUUUAUAUUUUAUGGGAACAAGACCUCCACGCAGUUCUUAAACUUUACUCCAACACUGAUCUGCUCUGACAGGCUGCAGUCCAAUCUGAACCUGCAGACCAAGCCAGUAGACCCAACUGUGGACGGAGGUGCACAGGUGCAGCAGGUGGUCAACAUUGAGUGCCUCUCCGACUUCUCCGAGGCGCCUGUCCUCAACAUUCAGUUCAGGUACGGGGGAACCUUUCAGAAUGUAUCAGUAAAGCUGCCUAUCACACUCAACAAGUUUUUCCAGCCCACAGAGAUGGUGUCUCAGGAUUUCUUCCAACGCUGGAAACAGCUGAGCAAUCCACAGCAGGAAGUGCAGAAUAUCUUCAAAGCCAAGCACCCAAUGGAUACAGAAAUCACCAAGGCCAAGAUCAUCGGCUUUGGUUCUGCACUCCUUGAGGAAGUCGACCCUAACCCUGCGAAUUACGUAGGCGCCGGCAUCAUCCACACCAAGACCACCCAGAUCGGGUGUUUGCUGCGCCUAGAGCCCAACAUGCAAGCCCAGAUGUACCGACUCACCAUGAGGACCAGCAAGGAUUCCGUGUCCCAGCGGCUGUGUGAGCUGCUAUCGGAACAGUUCUAG